GGCACAACUCUAGGAAGUACUGGUGGUUUAACCAUAUCACCCUCUGGCAUUGGUCAGAUAGAAAGAUGCAGGGAAUGCAUGGAUUUGUGAUCUGCUAUUUGUUCACCAUAUUGUGCUCUGAUGCUGGCCAAAUAGAAAGCCAUUGUGCAGUGUACACCCGCACCCUCCUCAGUAAUGGGCUUCCCGACAUCUCCGUCGUGGUUCGCCCCUCUCGCCACUGGGGUUAAGGUAUCGCAGGACUCGACCGAGUGUACUCAGCCCUCUGUCGCAGUACCGUCUGCGCCUCCGCAGACCACCGUCUCCCCUCCUUCCCCGCCGCGACUACUGACGCGUCGAGCCAUUCGCUCAGCCCGUUGCAGCAAGCAGCUCGCUACUCGCGAGGACGUUGUGUCCUCUCUUCUGGACUUGAGCAUGCUCCAGGCUCGUCAGGAGCGACUCACCCUCCAUGUUGCUGCACUGCGGCGCCUUCUCGCUAUCCUCUCUGACCCUGAGCGCACCCUGCCGAUCAUCCCAGUACGAAUGGGGACCUCCACAAGGGUGUACUCCGCGCUGUGGGAUUCCGGUUCUCAGGGCGACUUCAUUCACCCACGCGUGGUGAAAGAAGCUCGCUUACCCACGACAGGGUCUCCAACUCCCAUUUCCGUUACCCUAGGGGAUGACAAGGCCCAGCGCUUCUUCGAUCAUACGGUCACUGACCUCCCUUUCUUCCUCACUCUCAAGCCGACUGAUCGUUCCCCGGCGUCUCGUCGCCACCGCUCCUCUGCACAUUUCGAUGUGAUGGAGACGGGGUACGACUUCAUUCUCGGCACUCCGUGGUCUCGUCGGUUCCGCAGCACCGAGGCCGAUUGGGCGACCAACACUCUCGUUCUCAAAACGAAGUGUGGACAGACGUAUCACGUACCUUUCAUCGGUACCACUGCGACACUACGCCCCGAUCCUCCUCCCCCGGAGCCUUCAGUGCCCAAACCAUCUCCUUCCAUCACUGUCACCUCGCCUCGGCAGUUCGUCCACUUCAUUCGACAGGACGACGUCACCUUCUUUAUGAUGGACGUGACGAAUCUCUUACACAAUGAUCCACCCUGUCCCGACGMCGAGCUCAUCCCUCUGGAGCCAGAUCCUCCUUCUAUCUCCAUGGCUCCCAUCUCUACUUCCGUCCCCCCGCCGUCCGUCGAGUCCACUCCGCCGUCGCGCGCUGACGCUGAGGAGCUCGCACGAUAUACGGCUGACCUAGAGCCCGCCGCUCGUGACCUCAUCCGAGAGUACCACGGCGUUUUCCAAUCGUCGUUCUCGUACGCCAAUGUCGGGACAGAAACGCCUGUGAGGGUUUUUGCCCGAGUUUUUCAAGAUCGCUGCCUCAUCUUCCUUGAUAACUUCAACGACGUCGAACAGUCGAAAUUGGUUGAAGGGAUGCAAGGGAGGUAUGACUGGACUAAGGAUCGGCAGAAUGCGCUGGUGGGGAAGUUCGACGAUAUCCUCUACCGACUGUUGAGGCAGCAAAAGGAGGAGCGGGAAAAGGUGAAGCUGGGAGAAGUAAAGGACGGUGAAAUUUACAAAACUUUGACUUGCAUGAGAGAAAUGAUGGAGGGCAUGAAGGAGGAAAGGCUGAAGCUUCAAGUCAUGUUGGCCAAAGAGAAAAAUAGUAAGAGGGAGGGGAAAGAGCCGACGGAAGAAGAAAGUGACAGUGAGAGCGAGGAAGAAAAGGAGCCGCCUCGCAAGUUGACAAAGGCGGAGAGGAAGGGGAAGAACGGCGGACAAAAUAAUCAAGGAGGGAGUGACAAUGCUGGCACUGCUUCGUCAGGACAAAGUUCCCAAGAUCAAGGGCAGUUUCAGCCGCAGGGUGGAAGAGGCCGUGGUCGAGGCCGUGGAAACGGACAGCGAAGCUGUUGGGCGUGGCAGCAGGAAGACACAUGUAACUAUUGCGCAGAAAAGGGUCAUAUUAUGCGGUUUUGCCAACUCCUUUCAAAAGAUGAGAAGGAAGGGAUAGUCUUCACCACUAUACGUGGUGAAAUCUUUGAUUACAAAGGGAAUUCGAUCGACCCCAACAUUGAAGGGGGUAUGAGGAAGGAGGCGUAUCGCCAAAUGGGUCGUCCGCUACCGGCAACGUUCCGGAUUGCUUCCCCUGAAGAAGCACGGUUGGCCGAGGUCGAGGAGGUCAUGGCGUCAUUGCAUAUUUACGACUUACUGGUAGAGCCAGAAGGAUUCAGGGAACAAGUAGUGGAACGAGCGCAAACCAUCACUAGGCGGCUUGCCCGAUGCCGGGACUCUAUCAUCCGACUUUAUGUGGACAUGGAGGAAGUCUGGCCUGGAUUGCCGAAUGUCUUUCUCUUUGGCGAAUGGGGUGAUAAAAGGAAAGAUGCGUCUGGCCAAGCAGGGACGUCGUCUCCGAGAGAAACAUCACAAAUUGGAUCAAUGGUAAGCACGAUGCGACAUAGGCCUGUGCUACAGAGGAGUGCCCCGACUGUAGCCGUUCAGACUCGGGUGCGGCGACGAAAUGAACAGCUUCAGAAGGAAAGAGAGUCUGAAAAGGCAUUGGAAAAAAAACCUAUUUCCGCUAGUGAGAAUGAUGAGGAUAACGAGGAUGAGAAGUUGCGGGCUGAAGAGGAAGAACGGGCUCAUCGUCGUGCACUGGAAAGGGAGCCGGAGAAAGGGAAGGCCGAUGUUAGAGAGGAGGAGCCACGAAAGAAGAAGAAUAUUUAUUCGAUCCCCGUGGAGCAGGGGGUCGAUAUCGAGCAACUUAUUAAUAAGAUUCUGGAAAGUCAGCGCGACUUGGUCACGCUGAAAGAAAUUUUGGCGGUAUCGCCGAAAAUUCGAGAAGAGUUUAAACAACGGAUGACUCGUAAGAGAGUCAUGACUGUUGAGCUCGGCGAAGUCAUUCCGUCGGAGGCUAACUGGUCCCCGCCUGGGACAAAGAUGGAUUGGCGAAGUGUGUCGACCGGCCAUAUGAAGGUCCAGAUUGGACGGCUUGACACCGGCACCAAACGUAAGUACAAGAAAGUAGGCGUGAAGGCGAAGCCGGUGCCUGUUCUGAUCCCUCAAGAGGAGGAAGUCUUUUAUCGUGAGGAGCGCGAGUGGAUCAGAGAAAUGAAAGAGAGAGGUGAAAAGGGGCCAUGUCGGUUAACCAAGGAAAGAGUGGAAGGUAUGAUCAUUGGGGAGGAGGACCUCCUUACUGAGCAGGAGAAGGGAUACAUCAUCGAUAUAUUGAGCGAGGAACAUCUCUCCUAUGCGUUUGAUGAUGAUGAGCGAGGAAGGAUGGAUGUCGAUAAAAUUCCGAUGAUCAGAGUUCAUAUUGUACCAAAUGAGCCAUGGAAUGUAAGAGGGCCACGUUAUCCGAACCCGGAGGAUCACCGUAAGGUGGUCGCAUACCUCGAUGGAAAGAUCCGGACAAAGGUUGCAGAUUAUUCUCACGGGCCGUAUGCAUCUCCAUGGUUCUGUUUCAUCAAACCAAAUGGUACUCUGCGAUGGAUUCAGGACCUCCAGAAGCUGAAUUCGGUGACAGUGCGAGAUGCAGGAGGACUUCCACAUGCAGACCUGCUGUCAGAAUCUUGUGCAGGAAGGUCUAUCAUUACCCUCAUCGAUUUAUAUUCUGGGUAUGAUCAACUCCCGAUUUACACUGCGGAUCGGCCCAAGAUGGCGAUGCAUACUCCUCGCGGGUUGAUCCAUAAGUGUGUGGCACCGCAGGGGUGGACAAAUGUCGUUGCCAUUGUUCAGAGAUAUAUGACGAGGGUUAUGCAGCCUUAUUGUCCUAACAUAACUUCGCCGUAUAUUGACGACUUGGCUAUUCCAGGAUCUUAUACGAAGAACCUGACGGAGGUGUUGCCGAGCAUUCGCCGUUUUGUCUGGGAGCACAUCAAAGACGUGGUGAAAGUUCUUAAGAGGUUGAAGGAGUUUAAUCUCACAGCUAGUGGGAUUAAGUCUCUACAUUGUAUAAAAAGAGCAGUGAUUUUGGGGUUCCUUUGUGACGAGAAAGGUCGUCGGCCGGAUGCGAAGAAGACUAAUAAAAUCUUGGAAUGGCCGACCCCUUUCAAGUCAAUCACAGAUGUGCGAAGUUUCCUCGGAACCUGUUGGUUUUGGCGCAUCUUCAUCAGCAGGUUUGCUGCCGGAGUGGAGCACUUGCGAAAGCUUGUGCGCAAAGGCCAGAAGUGGGAAUGGGGUCUGAAGCAACAAGAGGUCGUGGAGGAUAUAAAGACCGAGUUUCGUGAGGACGGAUUGAUCCCUGGAGUUCCUUUUUUCGACGAUGAUGAAAGACGUCCUUUUGUUAUUGAGACUGAUGCAGGGCCCACAGCCCUAGGAGGGGUCUUAAUUCAGAAGGAUGCUGAGGGACAGGAAAGACCUGUCAGGUUUGAGAGUAGGACUCUGAAUGUUGCUGAGAGGAACUAUUCUCAGUUCAAAAAGGAAACUUUGGCAGUACUUCAUUGUUUCCGUAUUUUUCGGAAUUAUGUGUCUGGUAGACGCUUUAUCCUGCGAGUGGAUCCGACUGCAUUGGCUCAGUCCUUAAGGAAUUAUUCACCUGCAGAUCCCACUAUUGCACGAUGGCUGACUUAUAUCUGGAUGUUUGACUUCGAAAUUGAGCGGAUUUCGGGGAGUCAAAAUCGUGCUGAUGGGUUGAGUCGGGUUGAAUGGGAUCCAGAGACGGAUCAGGCAGAGGAAUCCGUUCCGGUCGAUGCCUUUUUGAAAGAAGAGGAGUCGAGGUUGAGUAUUAACUCCUUUGCCUACCUGACUGAUGCGGUCACUCGACAUGGGAAAUCAAUAUGGAAUGCUCCCAUCUGUCACGAGGUACGUCCAGAACUCGUGGUGGAGAAACCUUUCAUCGAAGAGGACCCAUGCGGCGAGCAGACCGCAGAGGAAAUGAUGAGGCUGGCUUUGACCGAUGACAUCGACCUUAUGCUUGAUCCGCUAACGAUUGAACAGGGCCAUGUGCAGGCUGAUGACGCUUUCCAGACUGUUGGAAGGAUGUCAUAUAUCAUGAACUUGUUGGUUCAUGAGGAUCGCAUGAGGUUAAUGAAUACGGAGGAAGGGAGCAGUGAGGUUAAAGAGGCAUUCAAGGAAAAGGAGUACGAAGGGGAAUAUAAGAAGAUAGGCAUGUGGUUGAAUAGGGAAUUGGACGAAAGUGAGGUUGAUCCGGUUGUGCGGGAGACAAGCAAAGGAUUCGUUGUUCGUGACGGUCAUCUUUUUAAGAAAGUUGCUGAUGGUGUCCCAAAGAGGUUGGUAUGCGGAAUCUCUCGACAGUUGGAUGUGAUUGCUGCUCUGCAUGAUGGGGUAGCCGGCGGACACAGAUCUGCGCGGAGGUCUAACAUCCACUACCUCGAGCCCCAGAAUCCACGUUAUGUGGCAGAACCAGGUGCGGUGGUGCAUUUGGAUCUUUUGGUAAUGCCACCUGGGAUAAAUGGAUACAGAUACAUCUUUGAUGCACGGGACAAUUUGACUGGGUUCGUUGAUGGUCGUGUCAUUCGCGAACGUACUGGAUCAGUCUUGGCAGAGUGCAUUGAGGAAUAUUACCUCCGUUAUCCAUUUGUUCAAGAGAUUGUUAUGGAUCGAGGAGGCGAGUUUCAAGCAAAGAAGGUGCAAACAUUUUUAAAGAGACUUGGGUCGAAGACCGCGUUCCGAUCGCGAUUCGGCCACUACGAGUUCACGGUGAUGCCAUUCGGCCUCACCAACGCACCCGCUACCUUCCAGAGAGCGAUGAACGACAUCUUCAGGGACAUCCUGGAGCAGUACGUUCUUGUCUACCUCGACGAUAUCCUGGUCUAUAGUCGUACGCUUGAGGAGCACCUCAGACACCUCCGCGACGUCCUUGACCGCUUGCGCAGACAUGGCUUCUACGCCAAGCUGCUUGCCCAACACAAAGUGAAUUUCUUAGGACACUACGUGUCUGACCAGGGUCUCCAUAUGGACGACGCGAAGAUCACUGCUAUUGCAGAGUGGCCCGCCCCCACAUCCGCCAACCAGCUUUGCAGCUUCCUAGGCCUGACCAGCUACUAUAGUAAUUUCAUCCGGGGAUACGCUAGGUAUUCCUACGUCCUUACCUCCACCCUCCUCCGGAAGAACCCACCCUGGGCUUGGACACCCCUUCACGAGGACGCGUUCCGCGUCCUCAAGAAGGUGGUGACAUGCGCACCGGUUCUUCACCUACCCGAUUUCGAUCGCCCUUUUAUCCUUACCACCGAUGCGUCUGACUUUGCUGUAGGAGCAGUGUUUUCUCAGGUCUUCCCCUCCUCUCCUGAUUCCUCUCAUCCUCGUAUCCCUCGCUUCCGACCACCUACCCCUACCACCGCUUCCCGACUGAUGCCUAUUUGUCCAGCUAUUGACGAGCCUUCUAUUGACUAUUCUCCUACCAUCGCCGAGGGCGGCACUGUCGAGUCUCGCUCAGGUGAUUGUCCGAUAGCUUUCUACUCCCGUCAGCUCCUGCCCGCCGAGAUAAACUACACUGUUGAUGAACGUGAGGUUCUCGCAGUAGUUUAUGCCGCUCGGCACUGGCGUCACUACCUGCACGGGGCACCGUUCACGGUGCGUACGGACAACUCUGUUGUCCAGGCUUUUCUGACAAAACCGAAGCUCACUCAUCGACAGGCUCGCAGGUGGCGCGACCUAUCCGAGUUUAGUUUCACCACUGAGCACAUCAAGGGUGAGACUAAUCGGGUCGCAGAUGCCCUAUCCCGGCGCCCUGACCACGACCAGGAACACAUCCAGCUCUCUUCCAUCUCGGUCACCACCGUCCAUCACUCGGUGAUCGACGAGUCUCGCACUCAGUACCGCCACUGCCCCGACUAUCGCGACAUCCACGCGACCCUUCGGAGUGGCAAGACCGUCCCGAACUACUCUCUCGGGGACAACGGUCUUGUGUACUGGCACGGUUCACAGGGCACCAGAGAGCCCCGUAUUUGCGUUCCCUCCACUGGACAGCUACGUGUCCGAGCAGUAGCAGAGUUCCAUGAUCAGGCAGUCGCCGGUCAUAUGGGCUUCCACAAGACGUUGGCUCGUGUGAGCCGCCUGUACGUCUGGCCGAAGCGCAAGGACUUUGUGAAGGACUACGUGGCAGAGUGUCCCACCUGUCAAGAGCCGAUUCUGGGACGGCUCCACGAGGUAUACGGCACUCAGCUCCGCUUCUCCUCGUCUUACCAUCCUCAGACUGAUGGUUCGACCGAGAUCACGAACAAGACUCUCGGAGAUAUUCUCCGAAAGAUUGUUCGUGACGACCAGCAGUGGGACCUCCAUCUUGCCCACGCGGAGAUAGCCUACAACCACCCCGUCUUGCCAGGCACGGGGAUGUUGCCUUACUAUUGCGACCUCGGCUAUCACCCUCGUGUUCCCGCGGACUUCCUUCGACCGUCACAGAUGCACCCCGACACGAGUUGUCCCGCGCUAGAUGAUUGGGUUGCACACAUGACGUCGAUCAUGAAGACCGCACAUGAGCACAUAGCCGUUUCCCAGACUCGCAUGGCAGCACGUGUGAACCGAUCGAGGAUGGAUCAUCCAUUCAAAGUCGGUGAUGAUGUGCUUAUCGACGCCCGCCACUUACAGCUCGAAGCGGAUACGCUUCGCAAGUUUCGGCAUCGCUUCUUUGGUCCAUGCCGCAUCCUCCAGGCCGUCGGUUCUGAUACGGCUUCUAGCCCGGUCAGCUUCUGUGUGAAGCUGCCCGACUACCUACGCCAGGCUCAUGUGCACGAUGUCUACCACGUCUCGUUACUGCGUCCUUACCGCAGACCGUCUGAGCGUUUCGCCGGACGACCAUACGAGCGCCCUCCACCCAUCAUGGUGGACGGUCACGAGGAGUUCCUCGUUUCAGACAUUAUUGGUCGCCGAGUCACCGAUGACAACCCUCCCCACGUCGAGUAUCUUGUACGUUGGAAGGGUUACCCUGAUGAGGAGGCUACCUGGGAGCCCCUCGAGCACUUGCAGCACGCUCGCAUGUUGGUGCGUGCCUAUGACCGUGCUCGUCGGGUUGGGUUCACUGCUCCUCCUCAGCCCACUGACCCUCCUCCUUCUCCUCCGGUUGAGGAGACCGCUGAAGUCGAGCCUGCUCCAUCUGAGGCAGACCUUCAGCAGCAGCCGGAUGCUUCUGAGCGUCCACAGCGCACUUGUCGUCGUCCUGCUCGAUACGACGAUUGACUCUGACUUACCUUCCGACGUCUUUGACUUCUCAGUACUCCAUCCACAUCAGCUUUGCUACUUCAGCUCGUCGACGUUGCGGCUCUUCCUCGAC
Molecule: messenger RNA, 8200 nt
Organism: Chara braunii
Lineage: Eukaryota; Viridiplantae; Streptophyta; Charophyceae; Charales; Characeae
Source: the annotation of a GenBank genome assembly